CUAAACCAUCCACAAUAUGACAAGGUGUUUGGAAGGAUUGCACAGUUCUGCUGUUUUCCUCCCCCUCCUAAUCCCUGAUUUUAAAUAGCUAGCUCUUUAGACAGGUCACAAUGAGAUGGCUUUAAUCGACUAUGUGGAAUGAAAAUGAUAGAAUGCAAGAGAACGACCCAAACCUGAAGAUUACUUUAUUGGGAGAUGGACGUAUGGGGAAUACAUUAAUCUGGAUCUUGUAUUCAUGUGCAGAAGAGGACACAGCAAAAUAACCAUAAAAUGUAUGGGUUUAUUAACACCUGCUUGAAGUCUCUGGUGAUAGAGAAAUAUGGUGAAGAAACAUGGGAAUUACUAAGAAUUAAAACAGGAGUGCAAGACACGUUUAUGACAUAUGAAGUCUACAAAGAUGAAAUAACAUUGCAGUUAGUUGACAAGGCCUGCCAGAUGUUGGGUGUUUCACCAGAGGCUGUGCUGAAGCAAUUUGGCGAGUAUUUCUUUGAGUUUUGUAAAAAAUCUGGAUAUGACCACAUGCUGAGGACAUUAGGUGGAAACCUGUAUGAAUUUAUAGCAAACCUCGAUGCUCUGCACAGUUAUCUGUCUCUCUCCUACCAGGCUAUGAAUGCCCCAUCUUUUAGAGUGGAGAUGAAUGAUGAUGGAUCCAUGCAUUUACAUUAUUAUUCAGACAGAAGAGGCUUAUGCCACAUUGUUCCAGGUAUCAUGGGGGCAGUAGCAAUGGAUUUUUUCAAAACUGAAAUUUCAAUGGAAAUAGUUAGUCAAAUAGAUGAAGAAGAGAGAACAGGGAAGAAAGAACACAUUGUGUUUCUGGUCACUCAGAGGCCAGCAUUUCCACCCAAACCCAAGCAGAUACCUUCUUCCCAUCAAGUUAACAAACAGGACAUUGAAAAGGCAUUUAACAAAUUUAGAGACAGAACUAACUACGUCUCAGUAUGUCCUAUAAAGAAGAAUCACUGGGGAACACUACGAGGAAUUGUUCAGCUUGGAAAGGGUAAAAUGCUAAGGGGAUUUUUACCGGUUUAUCCAAAUAACCUCUGGGUGGAUGUAAAAACAUUUUGCAAUGGACUCCCUUUUCAUAUAGUGUUCGACGAGGAGCUUAGGAUAAAGCAAGCCGGUGUGAGUAUUCAAAGGAUUGUCCCAGGCAUCCAGAUAAUGGGAAUAAGACUGGAUCAGUAUUUCAGCACAGUGCAUCCAGAAGUCACGUUAACAAUAUCUAACAUCCGAAAGUUCAUCAAUAGUCAGUUUGUCUUCCGGACAAAGAGAGAGAUGAUGCCAGAGUCCUGGAAACAUCGGCCAAUGCUAGAGCUGAGAGGACAAAUGAUAUGGAUGGAAAGCCUUCAGUGUAUGCUGUACCUGUGCUCACCUCUGUUACGUUCUUUGCAUGAGCUGGAGGAGCGUCAGAUGCAUAUCUCUGACAUAGCGCCACACGAUGUAACAAGGGACCUGAUUCUGCUGAACCAACAGAGACUGGCUGAGAUGGAGCUUUCCAAUCAGCUGGAGAGGAAGAAAGAGGAGCUACGCAUUUUGUCCAAGCAUUUAGAGGAAGAGAAGAAGAAAACAGAAGCUCUGCUCUAUGCUAUGCUUCCAAGGCAUGUGGCCAACCAACUGAAGGAGGGCAAAAGAGUGGAGGCAGGGGAAUUCAAGGAGUGCACAAUACUAUUUAGUGAUGUUGUAACGUUUACCAACAUUUGUGCGCAGUGUGAGCCCAUCCAGAUUGUCUCCAUGUUGAAUUCUAUGUAUCUUCGCUUUGACCGAUUAACCACCGUUCAUGAUGUGUACAAGGUAGAGACCAUUGGAGAUGCGUACAUGGUGGUGGGUGGUGUCCCCAUACCUGUCUCUACUCACGCAGAAAGAGUUGCAAACUUUGCAUUGGGAAUGAUACUCAUGGCGACAGAAGUAAGGAAUCCAGUCACCGGAACACCCAUUCAAAUUCGAGUUGGACUGCACACUGGUCCUGUGUUAGCCGGAGUAGUUGGAGAAAAGAUGCCUCGAUAUUGUUUGUUUGGAGAUACCGUGAAUACAGCUUCUCGUAUGGAAAGCCAUGGGGUUCCCAGUAAAAUUCACCUCAGCCCAUACACCUAUAGGUGCCUUAAAAAUAAAGAAUUUGAAAUAACUGAACGGGGGGAGAUUGAUGUGAAAGGGAAAGGGAAAAUGCGCACAUAUUUCUUGAUAAGGAAUUUAACUGCAAAGGAAAGUGAAAUUUUAGGACGUCCAGUAAAGGUAACGGAUUCAGGCUGGGAACCUUCUCAACCACUGCAAGAUGAAUUCAGUAAGGAGAACUUGCAAAUGAGCUGCCCUCCAGAUGAAAAAGAAGACUUUAUCCAGGAAAUGCUUCCUGCCGUACCAAUGCAAUACGCCGAUAGCCCAGAGAUAAGCAACAAGGAAAGCAAUCCAAAUACGAAAGUAUUGACAGGGAAACUGCAAGAUUCUAGAAGAAAUGGGAGCCCUCAAAGUGACCAGAAGUUUAGGGAAGGCAAUCACUCUAACAGCGGAGUAGUCACAGGAAAAGGAAUACAGAGCGGGAAUGUUAGAUCACAUUUCUGCCUUUUGCUUUAACCUGUUCCCUAAGCAGGCAGGAUUUAGGAGCACAUGUAAGCAAUGUAAAUACAAGAUGGCCACUGGUCUCACGAUUCCAGCAUCGCAUCACACAUGAAUCUCACACAGAAAUGUACCACCAGCACAGGCUGAACGCCAGCUUCCAAUUACCAGAUUAUUAAGAAGUGAAAUAAGCACUUUAAUUUCAGUUAAAGGAACAUCUUUAGCUCACCUGGAAUAGGAAUGGAGAUACAUCUAAAGCACACCUAGACCAAAGGCUACUGGUGAAUGAGCUAAAAUAAAAUUUGAACAGAACGAAUAGAUGGGAUCUGGGUGUGUCAGUUUUCUAAACGUAUCUCACUUAAACUAAAUGCUUUUGUUUUGUGUCAAUAUAUAACACACAGUGUGAUAUGAUUAAUACUACGUGG
Spea bombifrons (plains spadefoot toad) is the source of this 2969-nucleotide messenger RNA. RefSeq names its product guanylate cyclase soluble subunit beta-2-like. The coding region runs from base 271 to 2562 and encodes 763 amino acids. The record is from RefSeq and is a predicted model, not a curated record. Gene Ontology annotation, biological process: response to oxygen levels; cGMP biosynthetic process. Gene Ontology annotation, molecular function: guanylate cyclase activity; heme binding. Lineage: Eukaryota; Metazoa; Chordata; Amphibia; Anura; Pelobatidae. Gene Ontology annotation, cellular component: guanylate cyclase complex, soluble. The transcript has 17 exons.